AUGACAGAGUAAUUAAAUAUAGUAAUAUUUUUUUUAGGGAAAAGGAAACAAAAACAGUGCCUUUGGAUGAGAAUGAUAUAAAUUUAUUAAAGAAGUAUGGAAUGGGACCUUAUGCAGAAAAGAUAAAAGAAUUAGAGGAAGAAAAUAAAAAUUGUGUGACAUAAAUAAAUAAAAUGGUAGGAAUAAAAGAGAGUGAUACAGGAUUAAGUAUUCCAAGUACAUGGGAUUUGGUGGCUGAUUAAAAAUUAGCAGGAGUAACAAUUUGAUUGUGAAAUAAAGGAACAUCCUUUAACAGUAGCAAGAUGCACAAAAAUAUUCAAAUCAAAUUUAUAGUAAAAGGAUUUGUAUAUGAUCACAAUAAAACAUAUUGCUAAGUAUGUAGUUGGAUUAGGAGAGAAAGUAGCACCUACAGAUAUAGAAGAAGGAAUGAGAGUAGGAGUUGAAAGAUAGAAAUAUGCAAUCUAAUUGCCUUUGCCACCAAAGAUAGAUCCUUCAGUAACAAUGAUGACAGUUGAGGAUAAACCAGAUGUGACAUAUAAUGACAUAGGAGGAUGCAAAGAAUAAUUAAAAAAAUUAAGGGAAGUAGUUGAAAUGCCUUUGUUAAAUCCAGAAAAGUUCAUAACUUUGGGAAUUGACCCACCAAAAGGUGUUUUAAUGUAUGGACCACCUGGAACUGGAAAAACAUUAACAGCAAGAGCUGUUGCAAAUAGAACCGAAGUAUUUAUAGAAUUAUAAGUAGGCAUGUUUUAUUCGAGUGAUAGGAUCAGAGUUAGUUUAAAAAUAUGUAGGAGAAGGAGCUAGAAUGGUUAGAGAAUUAUUUUAAAUGGCAAGGACAAAGAAGGCUUGUAUAAUAUUUUUUGAUGAAAUUGAUGCAAUUGGAGGAGCUAGACAUGAUGAUGGAAAUGAUAAUGAUGUUUAAAGAACUAUGCUUGAGAUAGUUAAUUAAUUGGAUGGAUUUGAUUCCAGAGGAAAUAUUAAAGUAUUGAUGGCAACCAAUAGACCAGAUACUUUAGAUCCAGCACUUUUAAGACCUGGAAGAUUAGACAGAAAAGUCGAGUUUGCAUUACCUGAUUUAGAAGGUAGAGCAGGUAUUUUUAAAAUUCAUGCAAGAACUAUGAGCAUGGAAAAAAAUAUUAGAUAUGAAUUAUUAGCUAGGUAUUUAUAUAUUGUUAUUAUUUAGAUUGUGUCCAAAUACAACUGGGGCUGAUAUCAGAAGUGUUUGUACUGAAGCAGGAAUGUUUGCUAUUAGAGCAAGAAGAAAGGCUAUUAGCGAAAAGGAUUUAUUAGAAGCUAUAGAAAAAGUUAUUAAAGGUUACUAAAAGUUCUCAGCAACUUAAAAAUAUAUGGUAUACAAUUGAUUAAAAUAUUC
Molecule: messenger RNA, 1369 nt
Organism: Paramecium sonneborni
Lineage: Eukaryota; Ciliophora; Oligohymenophorea; Peniculida; Parameciidae
Source: the annotation of a GenBank genome assembly